CUUUGAUGCCGUGAAUUUGACAUUUCAUGUGAAGUGCAAGCUGAAUGCUUAAAUAUUAAUCAAGUGAUAAUAACAGAAGAACGUGUUCUUUUCCAUAAUCUAUAAAGAAUAAUCACCGAGGGUGAAUAUAAGAUUGAUCUUACGAUGGGUGGUAGCGAAAGUACAAGUAGAAAGGUUUCUUUUGGUUUGGACGAAGAUGACAGGGUCAGGGUACUUCAUGGAAUCAAGCUGUCUGAAGAUGUUGUGAAACGCAUGAAAGAAUCUUCAGGGCAGUCAAAGCCUUCCUUUUCAGAUCAUGGGUCCUCUCACAGAGAAACUGGUAGCUCCCCUAGCUCCACAGGUCCUAAACCUCCAUCUGAAGAGAGCUCAGGGAAAAAGAUUACCGAAAGAGAGGAGGAACUGUACAAAAGGUACGAACGAGAACAGGCUCUGGUACAGGAAGAGUUGGCCAGGAUUGCAAAGAGGGAGCGGGUGGCAGGGCAAGAAAGUCUGACCCUGGCUGUUAUGCGGGAAAGAGCCCAGGCCAUCGAGGAGAAGCAGAAAACCAAAGUGAUGCCUGCAGAUUUGGAUGCUUGGGCGAAACAGCUGGAGAGAAAAGAAGCUGAUCUAAAACAUCUGGACGCCUUUUAUAAAGAGCAGCUGGCACACCUGGAGAAGAAGAACAUUGAGUACUACAAGCUGACGUCUGAACAGUUCCAUGAAGCAGCAACGCAGGCAGAAGCCCAUGUGAAAAAGAGGAACCUGGAGCCUGUGUGUUCCAACCUGCAGUUGGAGAUUCUGCGAUGUUACCGGGAGCAUCAGCAUGAGACCUUGAACUGCUCCGACCUGGCUAGGGAGUACAAGCAGUGCAUCAAUGCAGCCAAAAAGAACCUGAUGGUGAAUCACGGAUGAAAACCUCCAGGAAUGGAGACUCAAACCUGGGGUCCAUACAUCGGGAGCGACUUUAACCUGACUGGAAACCAUCUACAGUAAUAGUUAUACUGAUUUGUAUUGCAAGAAGGAGUAGUUGGUUAUUUAUAGAAUGGGGACAACUGCCUUUUUUAUUAUUAUUUCAUUGUAUGCUUUAGCUUUAUAAUUUAAAGAUGCACUAUGCCCUUUGGGUUCAAAAUAAUCCCUCCAUAUUUAAAUAAAGUCAAUUCUGAACCGAUCAGUAAAUACAAGAGUACCUUUUUGGUUCACAAUUUACUCAAAUACAAAAACUAUUGUGCAGCAGGUAUGAAAACAGUAAAAGUAAUGUCUGCUAUCAAUUCCAGGCGAGUCACGUUUAUUUUAACUGCUGGCUUUCAAAUACUUGAUGACAUUAAAAAGAAAGACGAUUCAAAUGUCAGUUCCCUUACCAUGCCAGAGUGUUUGCAUUCAUUCUGAGUGGUUCUGGGUUCAAUAUUGAAAUGAUAGCAAAACACAUAAUAUAGUAAGGCAAAUUUUAGAGAAAGCAAUUGAAAUGGCAUUACUUAUGACUUACUCUUUAGCAUUUAGGGUACCACAGUCAUACCAACAUAGGUGCAAAGCAUAUACAGUUUGUGUAAUUCUAAAUGAUUCAUCAAAUAAUUAAGCCAAAGGACUAAACUUCCCAUUUCCCUUGAAGAGCUAAAUGUAUCUGUAAAAAACAUGGUGCCUGACCUGAAUGUGUGUGUACUGUCAUACAGUAAAGACAUUGUUUGCUGCAGUGUAACAUGUAAAAUAUACUUGAAGUGUUAUGUUGUUUGAUUGAUUGUUAUUAAAUUAAAAAUAUGCAGAUAGCAGUGAAAAUCCGGUUAAUUAAUUCCCUUUUUGAGAAGAACUGACAUUUAUGUGUGGGGUGAGUGUUGAGUUGGCUCAUGUUAGACAAAUAGAUACCCUUAUUACCUACUAACCUCUCAGGAUUGCUGACUUUGUGGAAAAAUAAAAAUAUAUUG
Polyodon spathula (Mississippi paddlefish) is the source of this 1895-nucleotide messenger RNA. RefSeq names its product MICOS complex subunit mic25a-like. The transcript is spliced from 9 exons. The coding region runs from base 145 to 891 and encodes 248 amino acids. Lineage: Eukaryota; Metazoa; Chordata; Actinopteri; Acipenseriformes; Polyodontidae. Gene Ontology annotation, cellular component: mitochondrion; MICOS complex. The record is from RefSeq and is a predicted model, not a curated record.